This is a messenger RNA of Calliphora vicina (urban bluebottle blowfly), 1807 nucleotides long. Its product is annotated as double-stranded RNA-specific editase Adar-like. Gene Ontology annotation, molecular function: tRNA-specific adenosine deaminase activity; double-stranded RNA binding; double-stranded RNA adenosine deaminase activity. The transcript has 2 exons. Lineage: Eukaryota; Metazoa; Arthropoda; Insecta; Diptera; Calliphoridae. Gene Ontology annotation, biological process: RNA processing; adenosine to inosine editing. Bases 39 to 1799 code for a protein of 586 amino acids. Gene Ontology annotation, cellular component: cytoplasm; nucleolus. The record is from RefSeq and is a predicted model, not a curated record.
AAUUAAAAACACCUUUUACCACCACAAAAUUUUCAAUUAUGGACUGUGUAGAUGAAGGUGUAGAGAUGAAGGUGUGUGUUAGAAGUUUUGCAAAAAAUCCUAUUGAAAAAGAGGAUUCAAAUUCCAUGAUAAUUGAAGAAAGUGUGAAUAAGACACAAAAAAUUACUUCAGUCAAUCAUCCGAAACCUGCACAAAAAAGACCUCGUGAUGACAACGAGAUACUAUUUGAGGAACCAUUAGCUAAAAGACGUCCAACUAAUGAAUGCAAAACUGUGAGAGAAAUACUCAAAAAAAGUGCCGCAACUUCUGUCAGGCCGAGAUCUCAACCAAAUGUAAAUUCUGCAAUGACUUUAAAAAGCUUAUAUCCAAAUUUGAAUUUCACAUUAGAGGCUGAGGUAGGUUCUGCAGUUGUUCCCUACUAUAUGAUGUCAGCCAUGGUAGGCGGACGUAAGUUUUUUGGUCAUGGCAAAACAAAACAAUUGGCUGAAAAAGAUGCAGCUCUACAAAUCUUGAAACACCUCAAAAAUCUUCCCACAAAAAUUACCAAAAACUUUUUCAAAUCACAAACAACUAGUGAACCAAAAUUUCAACAAAUGGUUUUUCAAACUGAUGCUACUACCAAUAGAGAAAUAUCAUCAUUGCAAUUGCCCUCACAUUUGGCUGAUAUUGUGGAAUCGAAAAUAAUGCAAAAAUUUGAUGAACUAACCCGGGGACGUCAAGAGAUUCGUGAGUACAAGGUGGUGGCAGGCAUAGUAAUGACAUUUGACAUGAAUUUUGAACAGGCCCAUGUUGUAUCCAUUGCUACCGGCACCAAGUGUGUGAAUGGUGGUAAUAUCUGUUGCAAUGGUUCGGUUCUCAAUGAUUCUCAUGCUGAGAUUAUAGCCAAAAGAGGUUUAAUGAAUUUUCUUUACACUCAACUACGUUGGCAUUGUGAACCUAACUCGGCAAGAAUUUCGAUUUUUCAUUCCAAUCCAUAUGGUUUACAAAUACCAUACUCUCUUAAACCAAAUGUACAUUUCCAUUUGUACAUAAAUACCGCUCCGUGUGGGGAUGCCCGCAUAUUUAGUAUGCACGAUUAUAAUAGAUUGAAUAAUAUGGCGACAACAUCUUUUAAUAGUGGUCAAUGUGGUCAGUUGCGUACAAAGGUAGAAGGUGAUAUAGGUACAACUCCGGUUGGUACUCGUUAUCAUUCCCAAACCUGGGAUGGUGUGAUAUUGGGAGAACCUUUACUUACCAUGUCCUGUUCGGAUAAAAUAACCCGUUGGAAUGUGGUGGGCAUACAGGGAGCUCUCUUGUCUCAACUGGUUGAACCCAUCUAUUUACAUUCGAUUGUUUUGGGCAGCAUGUUUAGUGCUCAACACAUGUAUCGUGCCACUUGUGGUCGUAUUCAACAUACAUUGGGUUAUCUGCCACAACCAUAUCGCCUUAAUCGACCAUUGUUGGGCCAGACUAGCACACGGUUACCCCGUAAUACUUAUAGAGUGCCUAGUAUCGGUAUUAAUUGGACUUUGGGUGAUAAUGAUAUUGAAAUUAUUUCCUUGCCCACUGGCCGCAUAAUUUACAAUGAAACUUCCUGUUUAUCGAAACAAGCAUUCUUUUAUAAGUUUAACUAUUUGUUAAACAAUUUACCAAAUAUAGGCGGUGCCUAUAUGAGCAAUAACUAUGCUGAAGCAAAAGAAAAUUCCCGAGACUUUCAAAUGGCUAAAACGGAAUUAUUGUCCGCCUUUUAUCGUGCCAAUUUGGGGUCUUGGGUUAAAAAACCCAUCGAACAAAAUGAAUUUACAAUGAAUUUAAAUUGAAAUUUGCA